This is a messenger RNA of Carassius auratus (goldfish), 3070 nucleotides long. RefSeq names its product inter-alpha-trypsin inhibitor heavy chain H3-like. The coding region runs from base 57 to 2759 and encodes 900 amino acids. The transcript has 22 exons. NCBI's taxonomy places the organism in Eukaryota, Metazoa, Chordata, Actinopteri, Cypriniformes, Cyprinidae. Gene Ontology annotation, biological process: hyaluronan metabolic process. Gene Ontology annotation, molecular function: serine-type endopeptidase inhibitor activity. The record is from RefSeq and is a predicted model, not a curated record.
GUGGUUUUAGAGUGUUUAAAAGUCCUGAUGUCCUGUGAUAGAACAGAUGGUGCACCAUGUCUACAGGGUGGAUAUUCUGCUUGUUUGGGUGUGUAUGUUUUUGUUCAGGGUCUUUUGAAACCCUGGUCAUCUCAAAGGGAAAUGAGCAAUGGGUCAACCAUCCCAGCACGACCAGACUCUUAAAGAAGCGAAGUGUGAGCAGUGCUGAGAUAGAGGUGCAGAGCAUAAAGGUGGACUGCAAGGUGACAUCACGUUUCGCCCACACUGUCAUGACCACUAAAGCUCUCAAUAAGGCCAACAUCUCACAGGAAGUGUCCUUUGAGGUGGAGUUACCCAAGACCUCCUUCAUCACCAACUUCAGCAUGGAGAUUGAUGGCAAGACAUACACAGGUGUGGUGAAGGAAAAAGAGAAGGCCAAGGAGCAGUAUCAGAAGGCUGUGUCAUCUGGCCAGACUGCUGGUUUAGUCAAGGCUUCAGGUCGAAAAAUGGAGACGUUUUCUGUUUCUGUGAAUGUUGCAGCAAACAGCAGUGUGAUAUUUAUUCUCACCCAUGAAGAACUUCUUCGACGAAAUUUUGGCAAAUAUGAGCUCAUGAUCAGAGUCAAACCCAAACAGCUGGUCCAGCACUUUGAGAUUGUAGCAGAUAUUUAUGAGCCUCAGGGAAUUGCAUUUUUGGACGCAUACGGUACAUUCAUCACCAAUGAAUUGUUCCCUCUAGUGGAGAAAACGGUCACUGAAAAAAAGGCCCAUGUGUCCUUCUCUCCAACACUGGAUCAACAGAGGAAAUGCACCGAGUGUGAUGGGACACUCAUCGAUGGAGAUUUCUUCAUUAAGUAUGAUGUCAAGCGUGCUCAUGACAUCGGUGAUAUCCAGAUUGUGAACGGAUACUUUGUGCAUUUUUUUGCACCGGCUAAUCUUCCAAAAGUACCAAAGAUGGUUGUUUUUGUGAUAGACAACAGCUACUCUAUGGUGGGAAAGAAAAUGUCACAGACUAAGGAGGCUCUGGUGACCAUACUUGGCGACCUCCCAGAGGAGGACUACUUUGCCAUCAUCGUAUUUUCAACCACCUUUGUUGUAUGGAAGCCACAUUUAAGCAAAGCAACAAAGGAAAAUAUCAAAGCAGCCCAGGAAUAUGUCAAAACAAUUGAAGUUAUUGGUAGUACUGAAUUGCAUGAUGCUGUCAUCCAUGGUGUGAAGAUGUUGUAUGAAGAGCAGCGUAACAGUACAGCCUCAAAGGACAUGGUACUGAUGAUCAUUUUGCUGACUGAUGGGGAACCAAACAGUUAUCCCAGAACUCUUCCUCAAAUCCAAGAGAGUAUUCGUGACGCCAAUGAUGGGAAUAUCACUCUGUUUAGUUUGGCCUUCGGUAAUGAUGCAAACUAUGGAUUUCUGGAUACUUUGAGCAAGCAGAACAAUGGCCUGGUUCGCAGGAUUUAUGAGGACUCAGAUGCUCCACUUCAGCUAAAGGGAUUUUAUGAAGAAGUGUCCAGUCCUCUACUCUCAGAUGUGCAUUUUCACUAUCCGGACAACACGGUCAACUCGCUGACAAGAAGCCAUUUUAAACAGCUAUACAACGGCUCUGAGAUCAUGGUGGCUGGCCGACUUAAUGACUUAAAUGAAAUAGACAACUUUGCAAUUGAAGUGUUCGCACAAGGAUUCGAAAAUAACUUUGAGCUGAAAGGUCAAGCAAGUACUCAGAAGUGGGAAACCAUAUUUCCUGAUGAAGAGUAUAUCUUUGGGGACUUUACUGAGCGUCUCUGGGCAUAUCUGACCAUCCAGGAGCUCUUGGAUAAGAAAAACAAGGGUACACCAGAGGAGAAAGGAAAUGCCACUGAAGAAGCUCUGAGCCUUUCAUUAAAGUACAAUUUUGUUACACCGCUUACCUCCAUGGUCGUCACUAAACCUGAAGAUGAGACCAAAAAAGGCAUGUUUAUUGCUGACAAACUGACUGAAGAGGAACGAGGAAAAUCUCAAAGAUAUGCUGUUGGAGCCAGCUACCCUGUCAGGACCACAAAUUAUGCUGAUGGAGAUCCACACUUCAUCAUUGAGCUGCCAGAAAAAAAUGAUGCUCUGUGCUUCAACAUUGAUGACAAACCUGGUACCAUCUUCAACCUUGUUAGAGACUCAAUUACAGGAAUUGUGGUCAAUGGCCAAACCAUUGGAGAUAAGAAAGUCAUCCCAGGAACCAAGGUGCAAACCUAUUUUGGCCGCUUUGGGAUUGUUCAUGAGAAGUUUGGUAUCAGAUUGAUGGUAAGCACAAAGGAGAUCUCAGUGUCUGAAAAGGGAAAACAGGCUAAAUUCUUCUGGACUGAUACUGCCACAGUUAAAGGUCCCAACAUGGAUCUGCAGGUGAUCAAAGAUCGCAGUUUAACAGUGACCCUUAGGAACUCAAUCAAGUUUCUUAUUAUCCUGCACAAAGUCUGGCAGAAGCACCCGUAUCAUCAAGACUACCUCGGGUUCUACACCUUGGACAGUCACCUCUUUUCAAGCAAUGUCCAUGGCCUGCUUGGUCAGUUCUACCAUGGAUUGGACUUUGAAGUGAGUGAACCGUUUCCAGGAAAGGAUCCAAACAAGGCAGAUGCUAUAAUGUUUGUGAAGGGACAAGAGCUUGUAGUUACCAGGGGUUUGCAGAAAGAUUUCAGACAGGAUGUGAAGAACGGAGAAAAAGUGCCAUGUUGGUUCAUUCAUAAUAAUGGCACCGGACUGCUUGAUGGAGUUCACACAGACUACAUCGUCUCUGGUCUCUUCAAGACAAUCUAACUAUGAGCCAAAGCCAGACAAAACAAUGACCGACAGCUCUAGUCAAACAGAUAAUAAGAGAAAGAUUAAGACAUGAAAACAUGUCAUCAUCAUCAUCAAAAUGAUCAGUUUAACACGCAUUUUCAAUGUGCGCCACUUAUGCUUUAUUUUCACAUUUGCAUAAUUUCCAACAUUUUGUGGAGAGAUGAUUACAGCAUUGCACUAGAUUUGUAACGAGAAGCAUUUGUAAACUUGAAAGUAUUCAAGUGAAGUAUUAUAAGUAUUGUAAUUUGACUACAUAUUGUCAAAUAAAUAAUACAGUAAUUCUGGAA